This is a messenger RNA of Pogoniulus pusillus (Red-fronted tinkerbird), 7264 nucleotides long. RefSeq names its product Cbl proto-oncogene B (gene CBLB). Gene Ontology annotation, biological process: negative regulation of epidermal growth factor-activated receptor activity; cell surface receptor signaling pathway. The transcript has 19 exons. Gene Ontology annotation, molecular function: receptor tyrosine kinase binding; SH3 domain binding; ubiquitin protein ligase activity. NCBI's taxonomy places the organism in Eukaryota, Metazoa, Chordata, Aves, Piciformes, Lybiidae. The coding region runs from base 424 to 3336 and encodes 970 amino acids. Gene Ontology annotation, cellular component: membrane raft; plasma membrane. The record is from RefSeq and is a predicted model, not a curated record.
CUCUUUGCAUGUGUCUGUUAGAACUCUGUCUCUUUUUCUUUCCACACACCGCGUAUAGCUAGCGAGCGGGCAGGGCGAAACGGGUGGUGGGGCAGCAAUUCUCGGUGGUUCCCUGCAGCGCCACAGGGCAGAGUCCUGCGGGUGUGCGGAGCCUCAAUCGUUUGUGGCGGCGGCGGCCGGGACCGGGAUGCGCUGCGCUGUGCCUGCCUGUGGAGCGGCAGCCGCGGGCGAAAGGGAAGGAGAGGCUCGGCUGAGCAAACGAUUCGCCUGCGCUUAGCACCGCUCCGGGUUGAGGACGAGGAAAAGUGAUCGCUGCAGGGACCCUGAGAAUUCUCCCCGUUCCCGCUCCCAGCUGUUCACGGCGGCGGCUCCUCGCGCUUUUUGGCGCAAAGCCGCUCUCGGUGCUAAUCCGUUGGCACCCAGAUGGCCAAUUCCGUCAACGGCCGGAACCCACGCAAGGGACGGAUCUUGGGCUUCAUUGAUGCCAUUCAGGAUGCUGUGGGCCCCCCCAAGCAGGCUGCUGCUGACCGGAGGACUGUGGAGAAGACCUGGAAGCUUAUGGACAAAGUGGUAAGAUUGUGCCAAAAUCCAAAGCUUCAACUCAAAAAUAGCCCACCUUACAUACUUGACAUUUUACCUGACACUUACCAACAUUUGCGACUUAUCCUGGGCAAAUAUGAUGACAACCAGAAACUUGCACAGCUCAGUGAGAACGAAUACUUUAAAAUCUACAUUGACAGCCUCAUGAAAAAAUCCAAACGGGCUAUAAGACUCUUCAAAGAAGGAAAAGAAAGGAUGUACGAGGAGCAGUCACAGGAUAGGAGAAACCUAACUAAGCUGUCCCUCAUCUUCAGCCACAUGCUAGCAGAAAUCAAGGCUAUUUUCCCAAAUGGCCAGUUCCAGGGUGAUAACUUCCGUAUCACCAAAGCUGAUGCUGCAGAUUUCUGGAGAAAAUUCUUUGGAGAUAAAACUAUAGUGCCAUGGAAAGUGUUUAGGCAGUGCCUUCAUGAAGUUCAUCAGAUAAGCUCUGGUUUGGAAGCAAUGGCUCUUAAAUCUACUAUUGAUUUGACCUGCAAUGACUACAUUUCCAUUUUUGAAUUUGAUAUCUUCACUAGAUUAUUUCAGCCAUGGGGGUCAAUCUUAAGGAACUGGAACUUCUUAGCUGUAACACAUCCUGGAUAUAUGGCAUUCCUGACAUAUGAUGAAGUGAAAGCAAGAUUGCAGAAAUACAGCACAAAGCCUGGGAGCUACAUUUUCAGACUGAGUUGCACUCGUCUGGGACAGUGGGCCAUUGGAUACGUGACUGGUGAUGGGAACAUACUGCAGACCAUACCUCACAAUAAGCCUUUGUUUCAAGCUUUGAUUGAUGGCAGCCGGGAAGGAUUCUAUCUCUUCCCAGAUGGACGAAGUUAUAAUCCUGACUUGACAGGGUUAUGUGAACCCACACCACAUGAUCACAUAAAAGUCACUCAGGAGCAGUAUGAACUCUACUGUGAAAUGGGUUCCACUUUUCAGCUGUGUAAAAUCUGUGCAGAGAAUGACAAGGAUGUGAAGAUAGAACCUUGUGGACACCUGAUGUGCACUUCUUGCCUUACAGCAUGGCAGGAAUCUGAUGGCCAAGGCUGUCCUUUCUGCCGCUGUGAAAUCAAAGGGACUGAACCCAUCAUUGUGGAUCCCUUUGAUCCAAGGGAUGAAAACUCCAGGUGCUGCAGUAUUAUUGAUAGCUUUAGUAUGCCCAUGUUGGACUUGGAUGAUGAUGACGACAGGGAAGAGUCUUUAAUGAUGAAUCGUUUGGCUUCAGUCCGAAAGUGCAAUGAGAGGCAGAAUUCACCUGUGACUUCCCCAGGAUCUUCCCCUCUUGCACAAAGAAGAAAACCACUUCCAGACCCUCUGCAAAUCCCACAUCUUACUCUUCCACCUGUGCCUCCUCGUUUGGAUCUUAUUCAGAAGGGAGUGGCACGGUCACCAUGUGCCAGCCCAACUGGAUCACCAAAGUCUUCUCCUUGUAUGGUGAGGAAACAAGACAAACCUCUGCCAGCACCACCGCCUCCCUUGCGUGAUCCUCCACCGCCCCCGCCAGAGAGACCUCCUCCAAUUCCACCAGACAACAGGAUAAGCAGACACCUGCAUCACCCAGAAAGCGUGCCUUCCAGAGACCAGCCAAUGCCUCUUGAAGGCUGGUGUCCCAGAGAUGUCUUUGGGACAAGUCAGUUGGUAGGGUGUCGAGUAGGGAGUGAUGCUUCUCCCAAAGCAGGACUGACUGCAAUUUCCAACGUAAACGGGAGGCACAACCGCCUAAGUUCUGAGUCAGGAUUUAUCAGGAAGCACAGACGUCACGAGCUGCCUGCCGAAGGUGCCAAGGUCUUUUCAAAUGGUCAUCUGAUAAAUGAAGAAUAUGAUGUCCCCCCACGGCUUUCACCCCCUCUUCCAGCUGCCUCCAUCACCCCCAGUAUAAAGUGCCCUGUUCCUUUAGCAAAUCCUCUGUCCGACAAAUCAAGGGAUCACGCAGAUGAUGAUGAUGAAUACAAAAUUCCAUCUUCACAUCCUGUAGUACUGAGCUCACAGCCAUCUCACAGUCAUAAUUUGAAACCUCGAGUGUGUGAGAAUGGUCAAUGCACUGGAGUCACGAAUGGGACACACAGUGCUGCUUCUGAGAUGAAGAAAUCCAAACAUCCAGAGUUAGGAGAUGUCUGUGAUGCACCUACUGUUCCGGUACCUUUGCCACCUGCACGACCUCCUACCAGAGACAACCCAAAACACAGCUCUUUGCUCAACAGGACACCCUCCGAUUAUGAUCUUCUGGUGCCCCCUUUAGGUGAAGAUACAUUUGAUAACUCACCCCCUUCACUGCCACCACCCCCACCACCUGCUCGGCACAGCAUGACUGAGCACACGAAACCUGCUGGCUCAGGGAGCAGACCUCCUUCAGGACAUGAACUGUUCCUUCACCCUGAUCCUCAUUUUGACCCAAUAUCUGGUCAUGUUCCUUUGCCACCUGCUCGUAGAGUAACUGGAGAAAAUGUCAAAACAAAUCGGACAUCUCAAGACUAUGAUCAACUUCCUCCCCCUUCAGAUGGUUCACAAGCACCAGCCAGACCCCCUAAGCCACUUCCUCGGAGGACUGCACCAGAAAUACACCACAGGAAAGCAUACAGCUCUGACAGUUCCACGGAAAAUGUGGAUGCAAAGAUUGCAAAACUUAUGGGAGAGGGCUACUCCUUUGAAGAAGUCAAGAGGGCACUUGAAAUUGCCCAGAAUAACGUCGAUGUGGCCCGUAGUAUUUUAAGAGAAUUUGUCUGUUUUCCCCCACCAGUCUCCCCACGUCUCAAUCUAUAGCAGCAUCAAGAUUUUCUUGGAGCACGUGAAUGCUACAGAUACAUGUGUGGAUUGAAGAAUGAGAGAAAGAAGAGAAUGGAGUGGGCUUUUUUUUUUCUCUUUCAUCCUUACUAGAAGGGUGUUUGUCUCCAGCCGUUUAUCAAAGGCUCAUGGCUGCUCUGAUCAAGACUGAUAAAUAUGCUGAGGCUUAUGUAUUUUUGCUAGCCAUACUUUUUUAAAUCAGGGUUGAACUGACAAAAUAAUUUAAAGAAGUUUACUUCCCUAGAACUUUUAAUCUGUGAAAUGCUUUUUUUUUUUUUUCUUGUUUACAAGUUGGCAAGUUACAUUUUUUUCUAGUUGAUGCCUGUACUAUGUCCCUGUUCAUAUUCCCUCAUAUUUGUGGUCAGUUCUGCUGUAGCAUUCCCAACAGUUUUCAUGCUGUCCACCCCAUCAUCAUCUAAAUCAUCACUUUCCAGAAGUUCUGUGUGUCUUUAUUGUUUUGUUUUGUUUCCCUCUUACAAGAUACUUUAAUUGUUUUGGGGUUGUUUUUGCAUUUCAGCUCAUCAAAUGCAGAAACUUUUGUGGCCUUCACUACUGAUUUAUUUUAUUUUUUUUUCCUUCUGAGAGUCCUUUGCUUUUUAGAGAGGAAAUAUCUGAAUGUAAAAUGCAUUAUUUUGUCUACAAACUGCCUGCUUCAAGGUAUUUUGACAGUAAUGUUGGGCAGCUUUCUGUUUUAACGUGAAUUCCGUGACCUCCGUGGUCCUCAAGGUAUUCUAUACACAAUUUCCACCAAAAGGAAACAAAAAUAUCCCAAGCAACUAAUAAAACAUUUUGUGGAGCAGUGAUACUGAGUUCUAACAUGUGACAGCACUUUGAGAUCCGAGUAUUUGAAUGCAAAAUGAUCAAAAAUGACAGAUGCACCUGCUAAUGCUAUUCUGAUUACAUGCUCAUAGCAUCAGCUCUCUAUGACCUGUGUAAACUGAGGCAUGCCAGGCUGAAAAGAAUCUUCUUGAAUCAUGGCAAUAGCAUUCAGGUAAAUUCCAGUUCUAGCUUCUUCUGUAAAGUGGGAUGGUUAUCCUGUGGUUCAUUGUGGCUUGGAUCAGUUUGUAUUAACAUGGAAACUUUAAAUCCUUGAUGCACUGUUAAUUCCUGAUGCUACUGUAGCAAUGUUUGGGGUUUUUUUCAAAGUCCUUGAGUAACCUUCUCCUCUGUACACUUUAUUAGUCUCAAGUUAUGUGUUUCAUAGACAAAUUCAUUCACUCCCAAGUUUUAUUUUACAUUGUUAGUGAUUUUUCAGGCUUUAACUUAUUUUUGAGCACAAAUUGAUGCAAGCCAAAUUAAAAAAAACCUAUCCAAUUUCAGAAUAGAGAGAGAGAGAGAAGAUAACUUAGUCCUCAGCAUCCUCAAAGUCGAGUCCAAAUAUUUCCAGAGUAGUUCUUAAGAUUGCUGCUUACCUGUGUUUUUUGGAAACUUUGAAAUCUUCUUAGCAUUGAUAAAAAUAAACCCUUGUAGUAGUUAGAAUAUUUUGAGAUGUGACCAGUACAUGAGAAUAUUUUACAGUGUGCUGAGCUGGGCAUGAGGUGUAUGUUUAUUGUUCCCUUUCAGCCGUUGGUGUUCUUCACUCAGAACAAGUGGUAGAAGUUAUACACUACUUAGAGGACCAGAUGACAGGUUUUGUUUUAAAAGAUUUUCUUAUGAAGACAGCAAAUGACUGAAUUGCAGGAUUCAGACUGAGAACACCCAGCAGAAAUGACUGUGAUUAUCUCCCAGGUUUGUUGUUUUACCAGAGGACUUAUUGUUUAAGUAAGUAAGUUACGUUGUAGCAUUACAAAGCAUAGAAUUGGCAUCAUUAAUCUGCUUCACUGAUAAAUGAUCAUCAGGAGAAUUCAGGGUAUAGGGAAGAGCUUCUCUUGAAGUUUUGAUUUAAUUAUUCUGAGAUUAUAUUCUUAAAAAAGGGGCAUUUGCAACUUCCUUUAAACAUUCAUUUCUUGAGUACAGCUCAUGAAAAUUCCUUGUUGAAGUUACAUUCUGUGCUUCUUAGUUCAAUUAAAUCUCUUUCCUCUUCAUUGGGAGAAUGUCUUGUGUAGUCUUGAGCCCUCUUGUUCAGCUGGCUUGUUUACAGCAUCACUCUAGCAUUUUAGCUAACUCUAAAUUCAGAAUUAUUCAUGAUAUUAAAUGAAACACACUGGUUGCACUGGCAUUACUUAAAUGAGAUUCUGACAUAACUGCCAGCAUAGCAAUGAUGGCAGUGGGGAAGGAAAAAAGGAAAAAAGAAGAUGACUUUGCAAUGAUGAGCAAACAAUCUGCAGAUUGAGUUUUCAAAUUUGGAAUCCUAAUGGAGAGCUCAUUUUCUCAUUUUUUAUUCAGCAGAUUAGUAUAAAUUACAGCCUUACAUUUCAAUUAGAGGCUGGAAUUGCUGCCUGAUGGAUUAAGGUUUUUAAAUUCUUCCUUUUCCUUUCUGGUUUUGGCCACCAGUCACAUUUUAUUUUAGUAUUUGUUAAAAGAAAAAGAAAAAGAAAAGCUUGAUGAGCAAUAUUCUGAGUGGUAACUUGAAAAGAGUUCCAUUAAUCUUUAAAUGAGUGUGCUAAUAACGCUUCUAAAUAGCGGAAGGCGAAAACUGCUUCAAACCUGGUUUGGUUAAUAGUUUUAAAGUCAAACAGAAUGAAAUUGCUUUGCUAGAGUGUUGAUGUUUACUCUGCAGGAAUUAAUAGGCUUAAAAUAAAUUAAUCUGGCUACAGUCUAGUUCUCUAAACAUAUUUCAACCUUUGAAACACUUAAGGGGUUUGAGCCUGGCAGUGUGUUACAUGCAUAUAUAACUUUAGGGAAGACUGACUUCACUGAGAGUGCUUGAAUGAGCAAAGUUGUUUGAACUCAGAAACAUCAGAUUUCUUCCAAUUAAAUAUCAUUGCAGGCUUUAGAGCAUCGUUCUGAUGUCUGUUAACCUCACUUUGUAUCUCCUUUUGGCUAAAAUACUGCAUUUUAAGUAAGUUGGCUGUAUCAGAAGUUGAGCAAAGUAAGUGGACGUCAGCAACAUGGAUCUUCUCCAAAGACCCAAGUAGAAAAAAAUUGGAAUUGUGAUAAAAUAAAGGAGUUUAAUAUGAUUAGCCAUGCUAAUAGCUUGAGAGAACCCUAAAAUGGCCACUGAUAAAAUGUGUUAAUGUUCAGUAUCUCAAGAGUGCACCUGGCACAGUUUUUUAUCAUAAUGUGAAUUUAGGAAGUUUUGUACCAGGAUCAUUUCUUUCUGUUAUACUUGUCUCAUUUCCAGCUUGAAGCUUUACUUUGCACUGAUGACUCUGACCUGAAAGCAUUUAAACUUGUGUCUUAAAGCUUGACAGAUUUUGAAGGAAAGAAGCACCAUAUUCCAACCAAAUUCAGGUACUACCUGUUCACCUGGAAUUUAGCGCUUUUAGGAAUGACUUCUUGGGGAAAAGAAAAAGGACUUCAGUAGUUUUUCCUUUGGAAGGAUUUUCUUUCAAAUAACUCUUUUAUCUGAAAAAUGCCUUUCUUAAACUUGUCUAACAUGUGGCAGACUUAGUGAUGUGUUCAAUUAAUUUAUAUUUUAUUCAACGUUUCUUUUUAAAGUUUUGGUUAUUAUGUAAGCUUGAGUUCUUUAUCUGUUUCAUGUAUUUUAUAAAAUCCAUGUUAACAGAGUGCUGGAUGGGUCUGUGAUUUUUCAAGACUGUCUCUCUGGUACUGAAUAUUACCAUUUUUUUCAUGUGCUCCUUUAGAAACCAUAGCCAUUGUUUUGUAAACCACAAAAUCGAGGCCUUGCUCUAAAACAAGGUGAAUUACUGCAUUGAGACAUUUGCUUUGUGUCCCCAUACAUACAUCAUUUCUAAAUUUCAGUCGUAAAGAAAAUGUGUAAGUUGGCAGUAAUUUUGGAAUGUAAUAGUUGUAUGGCAGAAAGAUGAUAAUCAUUAAAUAUUUAGAAUCCAGAGUGGUGAAUAUA